Molecule: messenger RNA, 940 nt
Organism: Aspergillus piperis CBS 112811
Lineage: Eukaryota; Fungi; Ascomycota; Eurotiomycetes; Eurotiales; Aspergillaceae
Exons: 1
Coding region: 197-724 (175 amino acids)
Source: RefSeq, a predicted model, not a curated record
CCUUAACCCAUGGGACCGACCCCCACAAACCCACCCACCCCUCAUCCAUCCAUCCAUUCAUUCAUUCAUUCAACCCGCCCUCUUAUCUAUUUAUCUAUCUAUCUACUAUCUAUCUAUCAGAUAACCAUAACCAUCUCCACAUCAACAACCUGCCCCCCCUCCUCAACCACAAAACACCCUCUUUAAAUCAUAAAAAAUGCCCCCCACCCCCGAGAAAAGCAAAGAAACCCUAGAAGCCAAAUCAGCCUUCAGCGCGACGCUCCUCAACAUCGGCAGCACACAUGCCAGCCCGCUAGUGGAGCGCGCACACACCAUCACAGAGAAUGCCGCAGUGCUGGACAAGCAGCAAGCGGAGCUGGAAGCGCACACGGCUGCGCUGGCGAAGCAGAAUGAAAGCUGGGAUAAGUUGGCGGGGGAGGCGCGGGACGGAUUGAAGGAGAUCGGGGACGUGCAGAAUUGGGCCGAGGUGGUGGAGAGGGAGUUGUUGGUGUUGGAGGAGAUGAUGGGGUAUGUGGAGAGUAAGGGAGAUCAUGAUCAUGAUGGUGGGGAGGGGGAGGGGGAUGGGAUGAAUGGGGGUAUUGGUGAUGAUAGGAAUGGGGUGGGGAAGGGGAAGGGGAUUAGUAGUGAUACUGUUGAUGGUGGUGAUGAUGGUGGUACUACUAGUGGUAGUAGUAGUGAAAGUAGGAGUGGGAGUGGAUCAUCAUCGUGGUUCAAGUGGUGGUAGAAGGAACUCCUCAUGUGUAUAGGACAGAUAUUUACUUGGUGACUACUAUUGAAGUUAGGACAAGGGAAAUCUUCCAUUGCCCACAGAAAUACUUUAUACAGCCUUUAAUACCCUUCAAGAAAGGCAAAAGAUAUACUGCCCAUUUGAAAGGAGUAUCAAGACAAGAUCUCUUAUCAGCAUUACUACUAUUUUCCGCGAUAUUACUAUAGGAGACAU